AUAUGCCUGCCCUUGUGAAACUGAAAUCUCAACCAUUAAAAAGGUUCUUGUGUACCUUUCCACCCUUCAACAUCAUGUGGACAGGAUACUUUUCCUCCUUGUAUUUCCAUUUCCACGCAAGUAAUCACACCGUAAACCUGAACAGCAGUUUACGCAUGUAAUAGCCAUAAACCUCCUUUAUUUGAAUUUCAAACAUCCACACCAACAUUUCAAGACUCAUGUCACAGAUACUGUUUUUGCGGCAGAAGUUUUGCAGAAAUAGAGGAAGUAAGUCCCAUAGAACUCCCCCUUUUAACGUUACUCCACAUCUGUGAAAAUGAUCAUAAUUUAACAUGGGGCAUUAGGCAUAUCAACAAUCCCGUACAGUGGGCCCACCUGACUCACUUGAGUUCUAUGUUAGUUCUGUCCUGCUUCCAACUUUUCAAUUAAUCUUUAGGAGAAAUUCGAUAUCUUGCUAAAUAAUGCAUGGUCCAUUUCUUUCUCCCUCUUGGCUGUAUAAGAUAUUGAUAAUGCAAUUAUCUAUCCUUGUGUUUGCAUUUGUGUUGAGAAAGUAAAGAAUCUAAGUUCUCUAGAAAAUAAAGGCUCCAGUAAGGCUUGCAAACGCCUCAUCCUAAAGCGACCAACUACGAUACCAAACUUGAGAGCUCCAAAGUCAGCCAGCCAUCCUCCUCUUACUCAAAGAAUACGAUGCAUCCCCUUCCCUACCCAAGUAAAACUCACCCCACAACCACCAACCUUAUAAAACUGCCUCUCAUCACCAGAACCCAUUGUCACCAUCAUUCACAAUCCCUCUGUUUCUCUUGAAAGGACACCAUCAUUUAGUUUCUUCCUCUCAACCAUUGUCCAAUAAACUACCAUCCCAAAAGAAAACACCUCCAAACUACACCACAAUUGUCCAAGAGACCACCCCUCCAAAGGAACAUGUUCAACUUCAACGAGCGUGGUUGGCUCUCGAGGCUCACUCAGUCGAACAGACCAGCCCAAGGCCCACAAGGAACGCCUCAAAGGCAGCCUACCCCAACUAGAGGUUCAACCCCUCAGCCCCAACAACCAUCUAAGAGCCCUCAAACCCAAAAACCAACUAGUGCACCCUCUCAAACUCAACAACCAUCUAGGCCCAUAGCCCCACAAACCCAACAACCUAAGACUAGCACGGAAGCCCUGCCCACCACUUCAAGGCCCUCAGCCCCACAAACCCCACAACCAUCUAGGCCUAGCCCACAAGCCCAACGCACCCCUUCCAAGCCUAAUGCACCACAAACCCAGCCCACCCCUCAGACUCAACCACCUAGAACAAGCACUAAAGACAAGCCCGCCCCUCAGACUCAACCAUCUAGAACAAGUUCAAAAGACAAGCCCAGCCCUCCCAGACCCCAAGCCCCACAAACCAGACAACCAUCUAGGUCUAGCUCACAAACCCAGCCCCCUCCAACUCCGCCGCCACCCCCACAAACCCAACAACCAUCUAGAUCUAGCCCACAAACCCAGCCCACUCCUACAACGCCGACAACCGCACAAACCGAACAACCAUCUAAAUCUAGCCCACAAGCCCAGCCCACUCCUACGCCCACAUCCUCACAAACCCAACAACCAUCUGGUUCUACCCCACCAACCCAGCCCACCCCAACUAGGAGCACAGAAACACAAGCCCCACCCACUACAUCUAGGCCUACUGCCCCACAGACCAAACAACCAUCUAGUUCCAGCCCGCAAAAGCCCCAACUUGAACCUGCAUCUGGGUCAAAACUACAAGAAGCCUCAAAGCCAGAGACAGAACCAACUCAUCCUCAGCUUGGUGAGGAGCCCACACCCAUAUCUCAGGCUGAGCCGAAGGUAAGUGCACCCCAACCUAAGCCUCAAGCUGAGCCUGUGCCCAAGCCUGGGCCUAGCAAGCCAGAGACCCAGCCCACAUCCAUGCCUGAACAUCAGCUUGGUGCACCAAAGCCCCAGUCUAGGCCCCAAGAUGAUCACCAACCCCAAGAUAAAAAGAAUGAGACCAAGCCUACAAGUGAGCUUGAGUUGAAGUCCAUGACUGAGCCCAAGCCUCAGGCUGAGGCCAAGUCCACACAACAGGCACCUGAUACAGCAGCCUCCCAGACCCCUGAAGUGGCUGGCCAACAAAAAAUUGUUAGUGAUAGGGAUGAUUCCAGAAGUGAGAAAAGACAUGGGACUAAGUUUGAUGAUAGCGAGGAAGAGAGACUCUUGAAAGAAGAAAACAUGGAGUCACAACGAGUGGUCGAACCCAAGAAAGAGGAAAAGCCUGAACCAAAGCCCACAGAACAGGCAGGCAAUGAGGCAGCCUCUAAGUCUGGUGAAGCAGCUCUGCAACCAGCUAUUGUUCAUGAGAAAAAUACACCCAAAGAGAGAGAGAAAACACCUGAAACCCAGUUAGACAACACCAGAAGAGAGAGACUUGACCCAAACAAGGAGUCAAAACUAGCAGCUGAAGCCCAAAAAGAGGUGCAGCCAGAGGCCAAGGAGGAGGAAUCAAAGCAGGCUCCAAGAGAAGAUAGUUCAAGAUUAAGAAGCACUGCGAGCUUUCCAAGUGGCAAAGAGGGGCGAAAUGUAACACCAGUGUGUCAGAACAGAAGGGAUAGCACAGCCCAAGGCCUUCAAAGAAACAUCAAAGAAGAUGUUUCGAGGCUCACUCGCAAAUCAAUGGAAGCACAACAGAGACAAGCUCUAGAUGAUAUUGGAGUAAGGGUCCUAACACUAGCUGGCGAGAACAGAGGUGCAUCUAUGGACCUGGGAAGCAAAGACAAUAGGGUACCCAUAUAUAGGGGAUACAAACUAGACAAGGAUGAGGAAGAUGCCAAUCUCUAUGAAAAUAACAAGCAGAAGGACCUUGAAGAAAGGUACACACCAGUGGGUGGGGGGACACCUUUAGCCAAUUAUGUGAACAAUAACAUACAGAGCAUCAACAAUUCAGUACUCUAUAACAGUUCAUGCAAUAACGAGAAUCCAGGAGUUCACAUGUUUAUUUUUAACAAUGCUGAAGAAGCAAUACAAGAGGAUAAUUACCCUGUGAGGAAGACUGAUAAAAGUAUAACUGAGAAUGAGGAGAAUCCAUUAUUGAAAACACCGAGGAUUAGGAGGAGGUGCUUGAGAGCCAUGUUCUUGGAGUCUGAUUCAGAUCCAGAGGAACCUGAUAAGCCACGCCGACAUGGUUGCCGUUACGAUUAUAAAGCAAAAGGAGGGGCAACACUGACGCCAACGACGAAUCACCACUUUCACUUGCACUUCAAUUAUUCCAAGAAAAUCAAUCUGAUAAGGAUCUUUCAUCCUUAAAUAUGGGCUCCCGAGGCAAUACUCGCCGGGGAAAACAACCCAUGCAUUCUUUAGUUCCAUAUGAAGGGGAACCUUCACCCUUGAAUAUUCGCUCACCAUCUCAAUCCCCAAUCCAUCAAAUCACUUACCCAGAAGCACGAACUUCAACUCCUACAUUCUCACCAGCUCAGUCCAAAUCCAUUCCUCCUACCAAUAUUCCACGAUCCGAAUAUAUUGAAAGAGCCUUUUUAAUAGACAUUACCAUUGAUGAACACCAAGUUCACAUGGAUCCAAGCAA
This is a messenger RNA of Amborella trichopoda, 3565 nucleotides long. RefSeq lists its product as uncharacterized. The record is from RefSeq and is a predicted model, not a curated record. NCBI's taxonomy places the organism in Eukaryota, Viridiplantae, Streptophyta, Magnoliopsida, Amborellales, Amborellaceae.